Molecule: messenger RNA, 2923 nt
Organism: Molossus molossus (Pallas's mastiff bat)
Lineage: Eukaryota; Metazoa; Chordata; Mammalia; Chiroptera; Molossidae
Gene: H6PD
Product: hexose-6-phosphate dehydrogenase/glucose 1-dehydrogenase
Exons: 5
Coding region: 158-2578 (806 amino acids)
Biological process (GO): pentose-phosphate shunt; glucose metabolic process; pentose-phosphate shunt, oxidative branch
Cellular component (GO): endoplasmic reticulum
Molecular function (GO): glucose-6-phosphate dehydrogenase activity; 6-phosphogluconolactonase activity; NADP binding
Source: RefSeq, a predicted model, not a curated record
ACGCCUGCUGCCUGCACUUAGUCCUGCUGGCCACUGCUACGUUCCAUCUGCUAGUUCCGGACCCUCUACUGGAACCUUCAAGAAAUAAAAAGCUGCCACAAGUUUCCACACUCUACUCAGAAUCCCCUCUUGGGUGGUCCAGCAUUCUUCAGCAAAGAUGGCCAUACACACUCCUGUCUCUGAGGUGGGAGGAAGGCACCCCGGCCUUCGGAACAUGCUCACGGCGGCCAUGUGCGUGGCCCUUCUGGGCUGCCUGCAGGCCCAGGAGCUUCGGGGACAUGUCUCCGUAGUCCUGCUCGGAGCAACAGGGGACCUGGCCAAGAAGUACUUGUGGCAGGGACUGUUUCAGCUCCACCUGGACGAGGCGGGGGAGGGCCGCAGUGUUAGCUUCCAUGGGGCUGCUCUGACGGACCCCAAGCAGGGCCAGGAGGUCUUGGCCAAGGUCUUCGAGUCCCUCUCCUGUCCCAAGGAUGUGGCACCUGGUCGCUGUGCUGCACUCAAGGACCAGUUCCAGCGACUGAGCCAGUACCACCAGCUGAAGACAGUGGAAGACUACCUGUCUCUGAGCAGAGACAUCGAGGCCCUGGUCCAGCACGAGGGCCUCCGGGAGGCUGGCCGGAUUUUCUACUUCUCCGUGCCGCCCUUUGCCUACGCAGACAUUGCCCGCAGCAUCAACAGCAGCUGCCGUCCCGGCCCAGGGGCCUGGCUGCGGGUCGUCCUGGAGAAACCCUUUGGCCAUGACUCCCUCUCCGCCCAGCAACUGGCCGCAGAACUGGGGAGCUUUUUCCAGGAGGAGGAGAUGUACCGGGUGGACCAUUACCUGGGCAAGCAGGCCGUGGCCCAGAUCCUGCCUUUCCGAGACCAGAACCGCAAGGCCUUGGACGGCCUCUGGAACCGGCACCACGUGGAGCGGGUGGAGAUCGUCCUGAAAGAGACGGUGGACGCAGAAGGUCGCACCAGCUUCUAUGAGAAGUACGGUGUCAUUCGCGACGUCCUGCAGAACCACCUGACGGAGAUCCUCACGCUGGUGGCCAUGGAGCUGCCCCACGUCAACAGCUCGGCGGCCGUGCUGCAGCGCAAGCUGCAGGUGUUCCAGGCGCUGCGGGGCCUGCGGAGGGCCAGCGCCGUGGUGGGCCAGUACCAGGCCUACAGCGCGCAGGUGCGCCGGGAGCUGCACAAGCCCGACGCCUUCCGCAGCCUGACGCCGACCUUCGCAGGCAUCCUCGUCCACGUGGACAACCUGCGCUGGGAGGGCGUCCCGUUCGUCCUGAUGUCGGGCAAAGCCUUGGACGAGAGAGUGGGGUACGUCCGGGUCCUGUUCAAGAACCGGGCCUGCUGCGCCCAGAGCGAGCAGCACUGGCUCGGGGAGCAGAGCCGCUGCCUGCCCCGGCAGGUCAUCUUCCACAUCGGCCACGGCGAGCUGGGCAGCCCUGCCCUGCUGGUGAGCCGGAACCUGUUCCGGCCCGCGCUGCCCAGCGGCUGGCAGGAGGCGGAGGGCCCGCCCGGGCUCCGCCUGUUCGGCGGCCCUCUGUCGGACUACUACGCCUACCGCCCCGUGCGCGAGCAGGACGCCUACUCCCUCCUCGUGUCGCGCAUCUUCCACGGCCGCAGGGACUCCUUCAUCACCACCGAGAACCUGCUGGCCUCCUGGGCCUUCUGGACCCCCUUGCUGGACAGCCUGGCCCACGAGGCCCCACGCCCCUACCCAGGAGGAGCUGAGAACGGGCACCUGUUGGACUUUGAGUUCAGCGGCAACCAGUUAGCCUUUUCUGUGCCGCAGCCGGAGCAGCUGGUGCCAGGGCCAGCUUCCGCUCUGACGCCCAGUGACUUCCAGCUUCUCAGGACCAAGUACCGAGACAGCCCCCUGGUCACGGCCUGGCCCGAGGAGCUGAUCGAGAAGCUGGCCAGCGACAUCGAGGCCGCAGCUGUGAAGGCCGUGCGGCACUUUGGCCGGUUCCACCUGGCGCUCUCGGGCGGCUCCAGCCCGGUAGCCCUGUUCCAGGAGUUGGCCACAGGGCACUACAGCUUCCCCUGGGCCCACACACACCUGUGGCUGGUGGACGAGCGCUGUGUCCCGCUCUGGGACCCGGAGUCCAACUUCCAGGGCCUGCAGACUCACCUGCUGCAGCACGUCAGGGUCCCCUACUACAACAUCCACCCCAUGCCUGUGCACCAGCACCAACGGCUCUGCGCGGAGGAGGACCGGGGCGCCCAGGUCUAUGCUGAGGAGAUCUCAGCCCUGGUCACCAACAGCAGCUUUGACCUGGUGCUGCUGGGCAUGGGCACCGACGGGCACACGGCCUCCCUCUUCCCGCAGUCGCCCACCGGCCUGGACGGCAAGCAGCUGGUAGUCCUGACGGAGAGCCCCGCCCGUCCACACCACCGCAUGAGCCUCAGCCUGCCCCUCAUCAACCGUGCCAGGAAGGUGGCGGUCCUGGUCAUGGGCAGGAUGAAGCGUGAGAUCACCCUGCUGGUGAGCCGCGUCGGGCACGAGCCCAAGAAGUGGCCCAUCUCUGGCGUCCUGCCCGAUUCCGGCCAGCUGGUAUGGUACAUGGACUACGAGGCGUUUCUGGGAUGAUGCUGCUCACCCCCGUGCUGUCCUUCACCUGCCCCCCCCCCCCGAUUCCUGCCACCUGCCCAUGCACCCUGGCUCUCUGGAAUCUGAUGCCUCAGGCCAGGCCCCUGGAGAGGCCCCACCCCAGUCCCUUGGACAGUCCCCAUCCAGUUGUGGUCACAGACACAGAAACAAGGAAGAAAUGGAGGCCCACGAGAAGCUUCAAGUCCACGUUCGGAGAGACACAUCCACUGAAAUGGGAGACCCACAGCGGCCGCACGUUAACAUUAGCCAGCACAGAACAGACCAGCGGGGGAGCCCCCAGCUCCAGCAGGCGUGCAGUGGGCCGAGGGGGGUGUCCUGGAGGAG